CCACCACUUCCUUCCAGCAGGAUAAAGGAAAGCCUGCCAAAUAACUCAGAGCAGGAAAAGAAAGUGAGAGAAAGAGCAAGCGAAAGAGACCCCCAGCAACUGACAAGAACUGGAAUAAGCAGUGUAAUUUCCCCAACAAUGCUAUGUAUAUUACACACCAUUCUCGAUAACCAGUGGCACGGAGACUUAAUCUGCACAGGGGAACUACAACUGGCUGCAAUGACAAAUGACCAAGUCAGACAUGGGUAACUAUUUCCUCAUAGCCAUCAGCUGUCUCCCUCUUCUUCAUGUGGGUGUCCGUGCCGAAAAAUGCAACACAACUGUUGUGGCAGAACGUGAUAUAUUUCAUGUCCCAGAAGGGGUCAGUCUGUCUCUGUCCUGUGUGGUCCAGCACUGUGGAGACAGUUGGACAGGACAUUGGAUGUGGACAAAUUCAACAUAUGAAUUUGUAAAGUUUGUUAAAGAAAGUGUGAGGCACCAUUUCACCAAUAUGACACUAUCAGCCAAUAAAGCUCAGCUAAUUUUGACUUUCCGGAAUGUCAACCAAUCAGACGAAGGUUUUUAUGGAUGCAGGGUUGUAUGGGGCCAAGGUGACAUUGAGCAGGGGCAUUACAUGUAUGUGAACAUCACUGCAGCUGUCCCCUCCAAGAGGAGUGUAUUGCACAAGGCUUUGGUCUGUGCCACUGCUUUUCUUUGUCUUCCCAUCCUUCUCGGACUGGCUCAUUGUCUGAGCUCAAAAGUCAAGCCUCAGCCAUUUCCCAGGACACUGUCCACACAUAGAUCUUUACAAAGAGACCAACCACACCCAGCCCCACAGCCUCCACCACGCUGCCCAGUUCCCCAGAAACUUAGCACUUCUCCUCGCAAGGCUCCCCCCAAGUCCCAGCAGAAAGCAGAUGUGGUGUAUGCAGACAUUUCCCAGGGUGCACUGGGACAGCAGGGAGCCCCCAGAGAGCCUGCUCAGUCCACUGUGUACUCAUCCCUCAGAUUUUCUUGAGAAGCAGGUGGAAAGUUGUCUGCUGAGGGCCCACUCCAUACUACCUUUCGAGGAACUCUGAUUCAUCUUCUUCAUUUUAAAUAAACUCAUGGAUUCAUGGGACCUGAGAGCUUCUCACUUUAGGACCUCAUCUUUGAGACAUUGAGACAAUAUUUCACUCAUAAUUAAUUCCUGAGUUCAAGAUUUGACCUGCAUUUUGUGGAAAAUCAUUAAAAUGUAGGAUGACAUAAGAUACAAAAGAUUCCAGCAGAGUGAUGCUUGUCUAUGGACUCUCCUGAUCUUAUCCUGACAUAGAAGAGGAGAAAAGUGCCAGAAAUUCAUCAUAUGCACAUAACCUAACAGGCAGCAAGUGGAGCAGGUAAUGAUGAAAUGCUGCAGUAUAUUAGCUGCUGAACUGCCCUGCAUUGCUGUAAAAAUUCAGUGUUGCUUCAUAAUUUCACUAAUGUAGAUGCUUUUGUUUUGAAAAAUGUAGCUGUGAACAAGAAAAACAUCCAAUGCAGUUUAAAGGUAUUGCUUAACAUUAAAGAACAUAUAUGUCAGUCUGAUGUGUUCCUGUACAUAAAAUAUUAAACUAUGAGCACAGU
This is a messenger RNA of Scatophagus argus, 1581 nucleotides long. RefSeq lists its product as uncharacterized. NCBI's taxonomy places the organism in Eukaryota, Metazoa, Chordata, Actinopteri, Scatophagidae. The record is from RefSeq and is a predicted model, not a curated record. The transcript is spliced from 5 exons. Bases 227 to 997 code for a protein of 256 amino acids.